Molecule: messenger RNA, 746 nt
Organism: Malania oleifera
Lineage: Eukaryota; Viridiplantae; Streptophyta; Magnoliopsida; Santalales; Ximeniaceae
Product: photosystem II 5 kDa protein, chloroplastic
Exons: 1
Coding region: 250-594 (114 amino acids)
Source: RefSeq, a predicted model, not a curated record
UUUGUAGUCUGUACCCACCAACGCCCGCCCUACACCACAUUUUCCGCAGGAUAAAAGCCAAACGUGGCAACAGUUCAUUGGUCACAACUUGAAUUUGGAUAAGCGAAGUGGAUGACCUCGGAGCCCCAUUUUCCCCCUAAAGAGUGGUGGAGAGGGAGUGUGCUUAAGAGUUGGUUCUAAAUAAUAGAACACAUACUCAAAACUCAGGACGGAAGAUAGUUUAUCGCUUCUCAGGCUGCAGAGAGAUACAUGGCUUCCCUGACCAUGACUGCCUCGCUCCAGGGCUGCUCAGCCUCAAUCAUAACCAAGCACCCUUCACCUGCCGGUGGUCGUCGAGGGGUGGUUGCCAUGGCGAAGGCCUCCAACGAUGGACCGGAAACAGCCAACCGUCACAUCAAAAGCAACAGAAUGGACGAAGAGGGCCGCGGUGGGAGGAGAGAGCUGGUGUUUGCUGCCGCAGCUGCUGCUGCCGCCGUGUCCUCCGUUGCGAAGGUUGCCAUGGCCAACGAGCCGGUCCGAGGGUCUUUCGAAGCCAAGAAGAAGUAUGCUCCCGUUUGCGUUACGAUGCCCACUGCUCGCAUAUGUCACAAGUAAAAAGCAAGAUCAUGAUCUUCUCAACGGAGAGGUUAAAAUGGCUGGACAAAUUUAUAGAUUGUGAUCAUUGCUAUGUUGUGCUUCCCUUUCCUGUUUUAAGUAUCAUGUUAUCUGACUUCUUUUGAUUAAAUAUAAUUCUAUAUUGACAUGAA